Molecule: messenger RNA, 5032 nt
Organism: Hirundo rustica (Barn swallow)
Lineage: Eukaryota; Metazoa; Chordata; Aves; Passeriformes; Hirundinidae
Product: alpha-2-macroglobulin-like protein 1
Exons: 34
Coding region: 576-4868 (1430 amino acids)
Cellular component (GO): extracellular region
Molecular function (GO): endopeptidase inhibitor activity
Source: RefSeq, a predicted model, not a curated record
CUGUGAAGGAGCAGAGAACUAUGCAAAUAUACUGAAUUUGCACAAGGCCUGCUCUCUGUUUCAGGACUGAGACCUGCCUUGGGUGCUACAGGCUCAGAAAGCCUGGGGACAGUAUGACCACAAGAGCUUACAGUGAGCUCCAGCUGGGUGCACAUGCCAAGGGGUCAUGGGACAAUUCAGCAGCAGGCAAAACAAUGGGACUUGGGCUGCAACUGGCCCAGCGAGCAGGGGCAGUGCAGUGAACAGGAAACAGGCUGCUGGUCAGCAAAAUAAAAGGCACAUUUGUCUGCAUGAUGCUGGUCUAUCCACAGGGGAGUAGGAGAGCAGUGAGGCUGGAGUCCAAAAGGACUUGGAUUGGCUGGGGAGCAUCCUGGAUGGUACAACCCUGUGCCUGCGGUGCUAUAAAUGCAGGAAUGAGGUGGAGGGAAGGAAACCUUGGGGCUUUGUGUCUGCUUCCUGGGAGAAACAGCAACAGCAGGUAUCCUGGAGUCUUUGGAAGGAGAGGAGCAGCAUCCUAAUUUCUCUCCUGACCAACCCUCCAGAGGAAUCCACCACUUUGGGGUUCUCCCGUGAAAAUGUGGACUCCCUUCCUCCUGAGCUGCCUGCUCUACACCCUGGGGAUAAUGGCACAACCGAGGUACCUGAUCAUCAUUCCAGCUGCCCUGCCCUACCCCUCAUCCCAGAGGGCCUGCUUGGACCUUCGUGGUGUUGAAAAGCCUAUUCGUGUGGCCUUAACUCUUGUGCACCCAUCUGGCAACCUCAGCCUGUACCGCAAGGUCGUCCGGAAUGACUGGAUCUUCGAGUGCACCAGAUUUCAGGUGCCCCGACCUGCAGGCAGCCAGGAGGUGGCCGCUGUGCACCUGCGCAUCUCCAAUGGCCACUACUUCAGUGCAAGUGAAGAGAAAAAGGUCCUGAUCCGCAAGGCUGCUACAGGCUCCUUCAUUCAGACAGAUAAGCCUGUCUAUAAUCCAGGACAGACAGUGAAAUUCAGGAUUGUGACACUGACCGAAGAUUUUGCUCCUGUUAACAGCAAGGACCCGAACCAAAACCGCAUUGGCCAGUGGCUGGAUGUGAGACCAAAACAGGGCAUUGCAGAUCUCUCUUUCCAGUUAGCUGCUGAACUCUCCCUGGGGACUUACACCAUCAGUGCCCAGUCCUUCAAGUCCAGCUCAGUCCAGUCCAGCACCUUUAAGGUGGAGGAACGUGUGUUGCAAAAGUUCGAUGUUUUCUUUGAGGGACCAAUUCAGAUUUAUGCUUCAGAUAAGACCUUCCCCCUGCAAGUGUGUGGCAGGUACAGUUAUGGGAAAGCAGUGCGAGGGACCAUGCAUGUGACGCUGUGCCAGAAAGCAAGGAGGUGGCCCCAGAAUGCCAGCAAGGACAUCUGUAGGGAAUACAGCGGUCCCACAGCAAGCAAUGGGUGUUUCACCCCUUCUGUCAGCACGUCAAUCUUCAACCUGACUCCCGGUGGGGAAGACAACAAACUUUAUGCAGAAGCCUCUCUCCUGGAGAUGGGCACAGGAGUGCAGAUCAACACCUCCAGCCAAAUUCUCAUCUCCAGGACAUCUGCAAGGGCAGUAUUUGAGACACCCAAUGAAUAUUACAUCCCUGGAGUACCAUACAGGGGGAAGAUUAAGGUUCAGGAUCACUAUGGAACUGGUAUCAAAAACAGGAAAGUUUAUCUUGUGAUAAGGUUCAUGAGGCGUCGGUUUAUCAAAACGUACAUCACAGAUGACAGUGGAAUAGCAUCGUUCAACCUCGACACGACUGCCUGGAACAGCUCAUCGGUCUCUUUGGAGGGGAGGUUCACUCUGGAGGAGCUCAUGCGUACUCCUCGGAGAACUGACUUCAGUUACACAAACGCUUACCAACACCUGCAGCCCUUCCAUGCCACAACCAAGAGCUUCCUGGACAUACACCCACCCAUGGAAACACUGCCUUGUGGGCUGAAGCAGAAUGUCCAGGUGACCUUCACACUCAGCAGGGAUGACCUGGGAGAAGACACCAGCCGUAUAAGUUUUGCAUAUUAUGUCACUGGCAAGUCUGGAAUUGUUGUCAGGGGCCAGAGGAAUAUCCAGAUUGGGAAACUGAACAUGUUGAAGGGCUCGUUCUCCAUCCCUUUGACUUUCACUGCCGACUUGUCCCCAUCGCCUUCCUUAGUGGUGUAUGCCAUCUUCCCCAACGGAGGGGUCACAGCUGACAGCAUCCGUUUGGAUGUUGCCUUGUGCUUCCAAAACCAGGUCAAGGUAGGAUUCCCAGAUAAAGAAGCCCAAGCAGGGUCAGCAGUGCAGCUCCAGCUGCAGGCAGCGCCCGGCUCCCUGUGCGCAGUCCAGGCAGUGGAUGAAAACAUGUUCUCCACCAGACCAGAUCGUGAGCUGACCAAGCAAAUGGUCUACGGUUUGUUCCCUGCUGCCUACCAACGUGGAUACCCUGCCCAAGUAGAAGAGCAUUCAGAUCACUGUUUGCAGCCCCAGUCCUUGUCGUCUCUGCUACGAGGAAGGCCACAGAAUUCCUUUCAGCCUGACAUCUUCAACCUCUUCCGGAACAUGGGACUGAAAGUUUUCUCAAACCUUGUAAUCAAGAAGCCCUCUCAAUGCUCUCGUCGGGCGGAUAGGAAGACAAUCACAGGGGUGCCUUCUACAGAAGACCAAAGAACCACUGAGGAACAGCCCAAAUUCACAACUCACAGAAGAUUUCACAACUAUUUCCCUGAAACUUGGAUCUGGAAUGUGUACUCUGUUGGUUCCAAUGGCAGCAGGAAUGUCUCAGUCACAGCCCCUGCUGCUGCUGCAGAGUGGAAAGUCAAGAUGUUCUGCUUGGCUGGGAGGGGGUUUGGCUUUGCCCCAACCACGAGUCUCAGAACAGUUCAGCCCUUCUUUGUGGAUGUGACGCUGCCGGAUUCCAUCAUCCGUGGAGAGACCUUCCUGAUGAAAGCCACUGUCUUCAGCUACCUGCAGCAGUGCAUACAGGUCCAGGUGACCCUGGAUAAAUCCUCAGACUUCCAGGUGGAACCAUGUCAGACUUGCAGGGACAAGGAGUGUCUGUGUGCAGAGGAGUCCAAGACCUUCAUGUGGAAUGUGACAGCAGUCCAACUGGGGACUCUGAAUGUCUCAGUGAGGACAGAGGUACUGGACACCACAUCACGGUGUGGGGGCUGGAAACCCUUGCCAGCUGCCGUGAGGGGGAGGCACACACUGACCAAACGCUUGCUGGUCCAGCCAGAGGGUGUGUUAGUGGAGAAGUCCUACAGCUCCCUUCUGUGCCCAAGAGGAGGAAACGUGGCUGAAGAACCCAUAUCCCUUCGCCUCCCUGAUGAUGUAGUAAAGGGAUCUGCCAGGGCUUUCAUUUCUAUCACAGGUGACCUCAUGGGGAUGGCACUGCAGAACCUGGACCACCUGGUGCAGAUGCCCCACGGCUGUGGGGAGCAGAACAUGGUGCUGUUUGCCCCCAUUGUCUAUGUGCUGCAGUACCUGGAGAAGACGAGGCAGCUGAGCCCUGAGAUCAAGGACAGGGCAACAGGAUUCCUGCGCAAUGGGUAUCAGACACAACUUCUUUACAGGCACAGAGAUGGCUCCUACAGUUUCUUUGGGCAGAAGGAAGGAGAAGGAAACACUUGGUUGACAGCUUUUGUCCUCAAGAAUUUUGCCCAAGCCAGAAAAUACAUUUAUGUAGAUGACAAGAACAUCCAGGAUGCCCUACGCUGGCUAGAGCUAAACCAGCUCCCCAGUGGCUGCUUUGCCACCAAAGGGAACUUUUUCCACUCCUCCCUAAAGGGCAGCAGGGAUGAUGAAAUCUCUCUGGGGGCCUAUGUCGCUGCAGCACUGCUGGAGAUGGGUCUGCCACUGCAGGGCAAGCUGAUGCAGACUACUCUCCGCUGCCUGCAGAAGGUGGUUCACAACAUCACCAACAUCUACACAGAAGCCUUGCUGGCCUAUGCCUUUGCCCUGGCUGGGGACUAUGAGACAACACAGGAGCUGCUGUACAAACUGGAGGAACAGGCCAUCAAAUCAGGAGGACAAAUCCACUGGAGCCCCAGGCCAAGCUCUCCAGCUUCCACAGACUUCUGGCCUGGUACUCAGUCCGUGGACAUAGAGCUGACAGCCUACGUGCUCCUGGCCUACCUCUCCAAGCCACGGGUGCACGCGGGUGACAUGACAACUGCGGCUGGCAUCGUGGCAUGGCUGACGCGGCAGCAAAAUGCCUACGGGGGUUUUGCCUCCACCCAGGACACAGUGGUUGCCGUGCAAGCCUUAGCGAAAUACGCAGCGAGGUCGUUCAGCACGUGGGGCCAGGCAGUGGUGAGGGUGCGGUCGCAGAGGGCCUUGGGGAAGGCGUUCCAGGUCAGCCGCCAGACGCGGCUGCUGGUGCAGCAGGCCGCGCUGCCGGAGGUCCCGGGGCAGUUCCUGGUGCAGGCCCACGGCAGCAGCUGUGUCUUCGCCCAGGCGGUGCUGAGGUACCACGAGCCUUCCCCACGGACUCCCGUGGUCUUCACGCUGCGUGUCAGCACGGAGCUGACCAACUGCAGCCAGGCAAAUCCGCGUGUCCUCGCCGUCCAUGUCCUCGCCAGCUACAUCGGGAGCAGAGUCACAUCCAACAUGGUGAUCAUAGAGGUGUCCCUGCUGUCUGGAUUCAUCAUGACUUCCAGAUCCAGAAUGUUGCUGGAGAACAGAACCAUCGUUAAGAAAAUAGAAGUGAAAGCUAAUGUGGUCUACGUUUAUCUGGAGAAGCUCAAUGAUGAAUCUCAGACUUUCAUUCUGCAACUGGAACAAGUAAUUCAGGUGAAGAACCUGAAACCAGCCAGCAUCAAAAUCUAUGAUUACUACCAGCCAGAGGAGCAAGCCUUGGCUGAAUACAGUGCUGUCUGUAGUUGAGGUAGGCAGCAAGUUCCUGCGUGACACCAACAGCAGCAUCAGGAGAUGGUGGGUCUUGGGUGGGAAACACGGAAUACAAAGACAGGAAGGGGAAUGGUAAGCAUUGGGGAACAUGUACCCAGCAAGAAACAGGAAGUAUCUGUUUCUACAGCUAUGGAUCAGUU